Messenger RNA from Sphaeroforma arctica JP610, 1057 nucleotides. RefSeq lists its product as hypothetical. Bases 32 to 958 code for a protein of 308 amino acids. The record is from RefSeq and is a predicted model, not a curated record. The transcript has 5 exons. NCBI's taxonomy places the organism in Eukaryota, Ichthyosporea, Ichthyophonida.
GCCUCAAUUCAGAGGGAGUGGGGGUGGGACCAUGUCCAUGGCGUCUCUGUCCGAAAUAGAGAAUCUCAAAACCGAGAACGCGCAACUGAGGAAACUAGUGCAGCAACUGGAGGCCAGUGUGCGAGGGUCACGCGUGGAGGUUGAGGAUUUGAUACUACUCUUGGCGUUUGAGGAUGAGCAUAAUACCGCACUCUCACAGCAAAUCACAGACCUGGGCCACACCCCUGUACCCCCACCGCGCGAUUCCACUUCAGAAGAUAGUGUUCCCAAGCCAACUCCAACCCCAACGUUAAACGGGUCCGCUACCGAGGAAGCUCAGGCAUACAACACUGAUGCAAACGCUAUUCAAAGUGUGGGUUCAUAUGCAGAUGUAAACACCAGCAUGGCUAGUCAGAGUACGGGGAGUGUGAGUGGCACUUCUAGUCGCGACGAACUGCGGGGGUUGGAGGCGCCUGUGGCGGAGACGGUAUCGAAAUCACUCCCAAAUAGCAUUCCAAAUCUGUCGGAGGGUACGCGGGAUUCCGUUUCAUCGACGCAUGACACCACACAUAUGAGAACACCCUCUCUGCCCAUGACACAACCAUACUCACAACAACCCCCAUCAUCAAUGCCACAACAGAUAUAUCAGGAUCAAACACAGAUUACGGGUCCAGCUCCGCCACAGGCACAGACACAACCCACUCAACCACCACCACAAAGACAAGCACCUGGCCCUGUAUUUAAUGGACUGGACCGGUCGGAACAUAGCGGACAAAACUCGUACCAGUACGACUCAACCGCGCCGUAUAGCCAUCCACCAGCGGGCGCUACAAAUUCAACCCUAGCGCAACCCUACGGUGCAAACACAGGGGCACCUCCCAACAACGGCCAACCCACCCAGUACAGACCGCCCACUCUUUUCACUGGAUCACAAGAACAGUUUGGCUCGGGCGAGCGUCAAACCUUCAGUCUUCGUUAAUUGGCCACUAUGAGGAGUCGGCUUGUGAGUUCAUUUCAAACAGUCCGGUUCAUGCAAAGAUAGUCCAGCGAGAAAUAUUAAAUACUAAAGCGGUUUUCA